Molecule: messenger RNA, 765 nt
Organism: Cimex lectularius (bed bug)
Lineage: Eukaryota; Metazoa; Arthropoda; Insecta; Hemiptera; Cimicidae
Exons: 2
Coding region: 94-615 (173 amino acids)
Source: RefSeq, a predicted model, not a curated record
GUCACGGUUUCACAAAUAAUUACUUACACUAUAAAUUUCUGUUGACUGCACACAAUCAAAAUUUAACUCAAGGUUAUUUACAUAAAAAACACCAUGUCUUCAAAAUCGACACCAGUUGUAAGGAACAUGAAGAUGAAAGUGCAAAAGGUGCUAGUUUAUGAGCCUGUUAAAGCUGACAAAAAAAUCAUGAAGUGUCUUCCAGUCCCUCCAGGAGGUAGGGGAAUAAAAUUGUGCGAGUACAGACAAAUGAACCGUUCAUGCUUCCCCAAACUCUGCGACUGCCCACUAAGAGAACAGCCUCUGAGCCGUCGGUCCAUGUUUUUCAGAAAAGCCUGUUUCACCGUUAAAAUUAUGGCAUUGGCGGUCAUGUUGAAAAUAACAUAUGAUGCCGGUUUUUGGUCACAUCCUGGAAAUUCUAAGAAAUUAGUAGAAAAAAUAUCAGAAACGCUCAACCUAAAGGGGCAAAGAGACAGACAAAUAGUAGAACCUUCAAAACCCUCCAAGAAUAUUGAUGAGGAUUAUGAGAAUGAACCGCAUAACAUUUCCAACAUCUGGAAUGGAAUCAUAUUGACUUGUGCCAGAAAUUUAUUACAACUAGAUCCCUCAAGACAAUAACAAGCUCAUGUCCAUCUCAAGAAUACACGUGCCAUCAAGAAAAGUUCAAAUUACCAAAUGUUAAAAAUCACUAGCAAGCAAAAAUCUAUUUUAAAAGAAAAUCAAUUAUGUAAUGAGUGAUUAAUAAAUUCCAAGUAUGUACUUGUGUAA